CGAAUUUGAAUGUUCUCUGGUCCGAUCUACUACAACCAUACUGUGAGUGAUCACUCUGGUCACCACAGUGGCGAUAGGGGCGCCUCUCGCCCUUAUCCAGGCGACCUGUCGUCGCAGUAUGCCAUGAAAUAUGGUUGGAGUAUCAUUGAUGAUGUUAAGAUUUCUACCUUCGUUGGACACACGUUGUCCGGGUCCCGUAGAGGGACUGUUUGUGUUAAUACUGCCGAACCUCGUACUAUGCUUUUUGAAGGUCGGCGCUUCGGAAUAGGUCCGGAAGACUAUGUAAAAGUCGUCGUUGGGAGAUUUGAUUCCUGCCCGUCAGACUACCUCCCAACGAUCUUGUCACAUACCAGAUAUUCGGAUCGAAGAUCUACUAUUAUAAACGUACCAUCAAGCACAGAGACUGCUGACUUGUGUCGCAUUUUUACUUGGGCGAAGCUUUCGAGUGGUCAUACCUACAAUACUGGCGACGAAGAAAGUGAAGAAGAUGAUGUCUCUGGUAGAGUUGCUGAGGUCGCUGAUCAUAUAUGCACUGCCGCGACCGAGUGGUUGUGUUACUGGCUUGAGAAGUAUCAUGGGCCAUCGUCUCCAUCGUCGUCGUCAUCUUUCUCUACUGCGGCCUCGAGAACUCUGGCUAAGUCGCCAGGCCACAUUGAUGAUAACAAGAGUAGCACCUCUGAAGACACCACGAUCUCAUCAUUGACGGGAAGUUGGAUAAGUGACGAUACGGCUGAUUACAGGUUUCCCAGUACGGCGAGAACUGCGGGCCAAGCACUUCCUAAAGGGUUGAAGAGGUCACCAAGUGGGCGGCUGAGGACUGUCAUGGAUACUCUCACUGGGUCCGCCGCCGAGGCUGGUCGGGAUGAUAAAAANNNNUUAUUCGUAGAUCUCCCGUAUCUGGUGAGUGAAUACUAA
Messenger RNA from Perkinsus marinus ATCC 50983, 915 nucleotides. RefSeq lists its product as hypothetical. NCBI's taxonomy places the organism in Eukaryota, Perkinsozoa, Perkinsida, Perkinsidae. The transcript has 8 exons. The record is from RefSeq and is a predicted model, not a curated record. Bases 10 to 915 code for a protein of 301 amino acids.